CACAGAGUAACAUAGACUGUGUCACUAAAAAUUCGAUAAUCAUCGAAAUGUUUAAAAAUUUCUUAAAGCUGCGUUCGGUAUUACCGAUUCUGGCGCUUUUAUUUCUUUUGGGAAUACUUCAAGUCGAAGGCAGAAAGCAACGUGUGUCCAAUGGUCAUGUACAUACAAAUUCACCAAGAAUAUACCACCUCGGAGUCGGCGUAAAAGUAUCCAAUGCAAGAGCAAACAGAGGAAACGAUUUCAUAUUCAUCGACGGGUACGACGACGGUAAUGGCUAUCAAAUCAUCUGCCUUGAACGAAUUAUUGGAAUGUCAUAUUGUCCAGAAGUGCCAAAUUAUGCGGAAGCUACACAAUUGGACAAGAUCGACCCCCAACAAUUCGAUCCGUUCAAAUCAUAUUUCCAGAAUGAUUUAAUACAAUCGGAAAACGUGACUAGUCGUGUGGUGGAUGAGACGGGGAAUUGCGUUACUAAGUCACGCGUAAUUUAUCCCCAGGGUGGCCUCACCAAAGAAUCCAAGUGGGUGCUGAUCGUGCAACAUGAGCAGCACAAGCAAGGAGUGCUAGUGAGCUGGUGUGAAAAGAUUGAGUUGCCUUGCAGACAUAAUUUGUUGUACGGCUAUUCGAGAUGUAAACAACGUUUCGUCUAUAAGAAAUUUGUGGUAUUGGUGAAUGGGGUGAUGAAGGAGGCGAUGAUUAAAUUACCGAUCUCCUGCGAAUGCGCUCUGGAAGCCGAUAUGGCUGAAAUAUAUAUUAAAUCUAAAGUUUAUAGUGAAUUUAUUUAAAUAUUGAUUUUAAUUU
Molecule: messenger RNA, 798 nt
Organism: Anastrepha ludens (Mexican fruit fly)
Lineage: Eukaryota; Metazoa; Arthropoda; Insecta; Diptera; Tephritidae
Exons: 1
Coding region: 48-782 (244 amino acids)
Source: RefSeq, a predicted model, not a curated record